This is a messenger RNA of Choloepus didactylus (southern two-toed sloth), 1027 nucleotides long. It is a transcript of the gene PIN1, whose product is annotated as peptidylprolyl cis/trans isomerase, NIMA-interacting 1. The record is from RefSeq and is a predicted model, not a curated record. The transcript is spliced from 4 exons. Gene Ontology annotation, molecular function: protein binding; peptidyl-prolyl cis-trans isomerase activity. Bases 57 to 542 code for a protein of 161 amino acids. Gene Ontology annotation, cellular component: nucleus; cytosol. NCBI's taxonomy places the organism in Eukaryota, Metazoa, Chordata, Mammalia, Pilosa, Megalonychidae.
GCGGGCUGCAUAGGCGGUGCGGCGGAGGCGGGCCAGGCGCUGCGGAAGGAGGGAAGAUGGCGGAUGAGGAGAAGCUGCCGCCCGGCUGGGAGAAGCGCAUGAGCCGCAGCUCAGGCCGGGUCUACUACUUCAAUCACAUCACCAACGCCAGCCAGUGGGAGCGGCCCAGUGGCAAUAGCAGUGGCAAAAAUGGGCAGGGGGAGCCCGCCAGGGUCCGCUGCUCACACCUGCUGGUCAAGCACAGCCAGUCACGGCGGCCCUCGUCCUGGCGGCAGGAGAAGAUCACCCGGACAAAGGAGGAGGCCCUGGAGCUGAUCAAUGGCUACAUCCAGAAGAUCAAGUCGGGGGAGGAAGACUUCGAGUCUCUGGCCUCCCAGUUCAGCGACUGCAGUUCGGCCAAGGCCAGGGGUGACCUGGGAGCCUUCAGCAGAGGUCAGAUGCAGAAGCCAUUCGAAGACGCCUCGUUUGCGCUGCGGACGGGGGAGAUGAGCGGCCCGGUGUUCACGGAUUCCGGCAUCCACAUCAUCCUCCGCACCGAGUGAGGGGUGCAGGCGCCCCGGCCGGGCCUGCGGGGCACGGCGGCUGGGCUCCCCCGGCUCCCGGCCAGGGGGCGCCCCUCCCUGCUAGCCUCACACAGUAUUUAUUGUUCCCAGAAUGGCCGGGAGGGGGGCUCUCGGUGACGGGAGCUGUGGGGUGCCCACCGCCCGGCUGCCCCCCGUCGGGGCUGCCCCCGCCGGACUCCCCUCCCCUUGCAUCUUGAGGAGUUGACUUCAGAAGGGCACCAGGGGCUGGGGAGGCUCCCGGACCAGGGGCAUGGGGUGACGGUCCCAAAGAAGGCCUGGUCAGCUGAGCCGCCCCCGCAGCCCCCCACCAGGGCAGGGGGAGUGGCGGGAAGGCUUCAAGUUGUUUCUAGUUGCGCCACGUUCCUCUGUUCAGUUGCAAAAAAGCAAGCACUCAGCUUGGGGGCUCCAGCCGCCCUGGCCGCGGGGCCCCUUCCUUCCCCUAGAUUAAACCUUGGAACCUCUGC